Messenger RNA from Talaromyces atroroseus, 2064 nucleotides. RefSeq lists its product as hypothetical. NCBI's taxonomy places the organism in Eukaryota, Fungi, Ascomycota, Eurotiomycetes, Eurotiales, Trichocomaceae. Gene Ontology annotation, molecular function: zinc ion binding; nucleic acid binding. The transcript is spliced from 6 exons. Bases 1 to 2064 code for a protein of 687 amino acids. The record is from RefSeq and is a predicted model, not a curated record.
AUGCCGCCGCCUCCAGAGAAGCCAUGCCCAAAGAGAAUGGACGAGCUAGCUAAGAGCGUGGAGAGGGUGAUUUUUCAUAUGGAAAAUGACCCCAAAAAGGACCACUUUAUGUACCAGUUUGUCAAGAACGUCAAACUCUUUGCAGACGCGGUGGUCAAGGAGCAGACGAUCUUAAAGCUGGAUGAGGUGUGGAAGGCCCUGGAGCAGAUCCAGCUCAACACCACCGCGCUACGCAAAAACAUCAAAAGCGCUACUUUCGCGGGCUCUUCCACCCCAGGGGUGCCGCCUGUUGAGCUCGGGCAGAAUAGCAGCGUGACCGUCAAAGUGAGAGACGCCGCCAUGAAGAACUCCCUCCAUCGACUCACCCCAGUACAACUAAAGGACAAGGCAGAGAGAGCAAUUGAAGAGGCCUGCAAGAGGAUAAAUAGCAGAGCGCUCGCUGAUGCACCCUUUAUCACCGCACAAUGUCUCCCUUCCGGAGACAUCAAACUCACGGCAUCCAACGCCGCCGCCACCAAGGUCCUACGGAACCACGCUGACCACUGGGUCAAGGUUUUUAGGGGUGAUGCCUCAGUCCGCACGCCGACAUGGGGGGUGGUCGUCCAUGGAGUCCCAACAGGCAGCUUAAGAUUAACACCGGAGACCAUGGGGGAUAUGAUCAUGAGGGUAAUAGUAGAGAAUCAGCACACCUGGGGCACAAGGGGUCGCGUCGCUCAUAUGGGCUGGUUAAUGCGCCCUCAGCCAGGCAAGAAGACAGGUUCCGUGGUCAUGGAGUUCCUGCACCCAGAGGACGCCAACGAAGCGAUACAGCGGGGCACGGUAUGGGAGGCCCGUAUCUACGACACGGCGGUCCUGUGCCGAGAGGGUCGAAGCAAGCUAUGCAACAAGUGCCAGAAACCGGGGCAUGUCCAGAUCCAGUGCCCAAACCGGGCCAUAUGCGGCGCCUGCGCGGAGGGUCAUCCGACCUGGGAGUGUCCCUCCAAGCAGGGCAAGGAAAUCAUGGUGAAAUAUGCCAACUGUAAACAAGCUCACAGGGCGUCGUCGCCCAAAUGUCCCGUACGAAUUGAGGCCCAGCAACGGGCCCAGGCUGCCAUUAUACGGUGUGAACCGUUCCACUGCGUCCCUGUGCCCGGUAGCCCUGAGCGAGAGGCCGCUAAACCACGUAUCAUGACAAAAACGGUAGCCAAAAGACCAGUAGGACGCCCGCCGUCCAACAAAUCGAAAUCAAGCGACAGCAUCCCGCUGCCGGACAAUGAAAUCCAGGCCGUGUACGCCGCGUCCCAAUCGGCCUCUCAAUCCACGAAGAGGUCUCAGAGGCUAGGAGAGCCUCAGGGACCGAUGACAGACCCAGAGCGACCUCUCCGGAAACCCCGGGGCCCACGACACGUACCGAACGUGGAUUCUGACUCCGAUGAUCCUCUAGUGGGAAUGCACGCCGACACCGUUAUGGAUACCAAUGAGGCCAUGGUGAUGGCGCCAUUCCUCUGGGACCUGUGGGUCCUCGAGGCCGACGUAAUUGCGUGCCAGGAACCCUGGAGGAACAAGCUCAACGAGACAACGCAUAAUCUGGCAGCAGGGACGCACCAGCUAUUAUAUCCAAAGAAAUCAGAAUAUGGGGAGGAAGAGGCAGCACGUGUCUGUAUAUACGUGUCUAAGCGCGUGGAUCCUGCGUGCUGGACACAUGAGGUAGUUUCACGGGACUAUCAGAUUCUCAAGCUGACUGAUGCUCACAGGGACUAUUACAUGUCUAAGUCCUACUACCCUGUGGCACUACUCAACACCCUCGGCAAGCCUGCUCCCCGUACACGCCAGAACCGAUCCAAAUCGACCCCAGGAACGCCCAUUUUACAGUCUGAUAUCGCGCCAUUACAGGAGACGCAUGUUGAGUCCAUCCGCCCUGUCCGCCGCGGCAGGAGCGCGCGUACAAUCCCGGACGACGAGUCAGAAGACGAGCUGAGCAGCUCGGACUACGACACGUUCACCAAACCAAGUGAGCCUGUCGGCCAGGGCGACACUAUGAUGACCACGAAUCUCGAAGACAGCGCUUGGGCUACUAAUCAGUAA